AUGAUGCACGCGCAGCACGCCCACGUCAUGCAGACCACGGCCUUCCUCGGCGCCAACGUCAUGUCCAGCCUGGGCACCAUCGUGCCCAUCAUCAAGAUCCAGGCCAUCGCGCGCAAGAAAUACGUGCUCUCGUACACGGCCCACGACAGCCGCUACGCCCAGGAACACCAGAGGCCGGACCUCGACACGAAGGCCCGGCCCCAGGCGACCGUGGACAAGCCAACGCGACCCCGCGAAGAACGACCGAAGUGGCACGACGAGGCCAAGAACGACCUCCAGGCGUGCCUCGCCGAUGGCGGUGGCCACAGGCACGACGUCCACGGCUACACGCGAACACGACUCAAGGUCGACAACGUCAUCUUCGAGGUCGACAACGACAACAUCGUGCCCGGCUUCACGACGAAGGUGCUGUCCGUCGGCAUGCUGCGAAAGCAGGGCUUCAAGAUGUCCCUGGACACGGAACCCUACGGGUUCUACACCCCGGAGGAGGAGUGGGUCGCCGUCAACGAGCACGACAACUUACUCUACAUCGACGCGGAGCACGCGACAGAAGCUCCAACCGCUCCGGCCUCCGGGGGAGUCUCCACGGCCUCCGGGGGAGUCAUGACGCCCAUGCUCUCGCAGCCCGGCGACUACGUCACCGACGGCCGAGGACAACUAUCAAAGGCCUUCGCCCUACGCGGCGCCCGCAUCGUCGCCGUCGGCGAGAUCGACGAGACCGCGCUCGAGAUGCUCCGCGCCGAGCACCCCGACGCGCUCGCCAUGGGCGACACCGCGAGACUAGAGUACCGAAACGUGCCAUGGUCACGACACGCGUACCGCAUAGUAUGCGGCGGAUUCCCAUGCCAGAUGGUCGCGCCCCAGGGCCUGCAACUGUGCUGGGACGAUCCACGCGCCGCGCAAGCCCUGCACUUCGUGGCGGCCGUCGACGCGAACAAGCCACACGCGGCCAUAUACGAAAACGUCUACUCGUUCUGGGCCCUCAUGGGCCCCGAGUUCGACAAGCUCAUGGCCGCCAUCGGCUACGUGCCGAAGGUACCUGGCAAGACGCCCCGAAUCGAGUUCUUCCGCGCCACGGAGCACGGGAGCUGCCUCUGGCGCGACCGAAUCCACCGGCACUACGAGCCCGCGAACAUCGAGCUCGGCAACCUCGCCGAAAUCGAGAAAUCGAAGCUGUACGCAACUCCUCAACGGCUAGAGCAGCACCUGCUCCCCGCCAGCGAGGUCCCGGAGGAAGCGUUCCUUCCGGGGGAGUUCAAGCGCCUCGAGGCACCCCGGCGGGCCAAGGACGAAGACCCAUAUUCGCCACUCAUCGUCGCCACGAUCACGACCAAGCCCGGAGACAAGGUCACCGCGGGCUCCCGAGUCCGCAUCCGGGGGAGCGGCGACGCGUGGUCCGUGCUCGAGGUCCGCCAGCACACGGUCAAGCUCAUGCGCGACGAACGCUCCAACCCGACCACGGUCGAGGUCGACAAGAACGAAACCAAGGCGCGCUCCGGCGCCAGGUACGUCUUCGUGGCGGUGAGCCAGAGCGUCGACGGCAAGCCCGCCAUGGUCUUCACCCACGGACUCGCGAAGAAGAGCGACGCAAUCAAAAUCGGCAUCCCGGCGCACUUCGCCGAGUUCGCGGCCCGCGACAAGCCGCCGCGGGUCUACGUCUCCGACCUCGGCGGCGAGUUCGAGAGCCGCGAGUCCGAGGAGGUCUUCGCGCGGCUGGCCGUCGUCCACCGACGGCGGGCGCCGGAGGCCCACGUCGACGUCGCCGAAAAUGCAAUCAAACGCCUGACCGCGAUCGCGCGUACUUCAAUGCAGACCGGCGUCGCGGCUUCCCUAUGGGAAUACGCAAUCCACUGGGCCGCCGACUGUCUGAAUGUCAGGGCGGACCCCGUCUCCGGGACGUCCGCGUACGAGGCCUACUUCGGCCACAAGCCGGACAUGACCGCAAUCUGCGAGUUCGGCGCGAGCGUCGCCGCGCUCGACAACGGCCAGCGGAAACGCUUCGACCCCAAUGGCGUCCUCACGACGUGA
Messenger RNA from Aureococcus anophagefferens, 2028 nucleotides. RefSeq lists its product as hypothetical. The coding region runs from base 1 to 2028 and encodes 675 amino acids. Gene Ontology annotation, molecular function: methyltransferase activity; nucleic acid binding. The transcript has 5 exons. Lineage: Eukaryota; Pelagophyceae; Pelagomonadales; Pelagomonadaceae. The record is from RefSeq and is a predicted model, not a curated record.